Messenger RNA from Ceutorhynchus assimilis (cabbage seed weevil), 1874 nucleotides. The record is from the annotation of a GenBank genome assembly. Lineage: Eukaryota; Metazoa; Arthropoda; Insecta; Coleoptera; Curculionidae.
CCGCCGUAUUGGUGUGUUACCAUUUCUGACGUCAAAAAUAAGUUGUUGGCUGUUUAAACAGACUGCGUCAAGGCGAGAUAUAACAUGCUGCCUACGAAAAAACUGGUAAUUUCGUGGGCCGGGGGGAUUUGUUACACACAGGCCAUGAUCCAUGAAGAUAGGCCAUCCUGUAGUUGUAGUAGUAGUGUGUAUCAUCCUUGCGUAAUGGCCCCAUAAGCCACAGACAAACAAAUGACAUUUAAAAACGUAAAUAAACAUAAACAAAAAAAAAAUACAACCUACAAAAUAAACUAAUUAUUAAUAAAAAUCAUAAAAUGCUUCCUGGUAUCGGCGUAUUCGGUACCGGCCCGGUAGUCAAAGUCCUGGUACCGCUCCUGCGGGAAAACGGCUUCAAAAUCGAAGCGAUCUGGAGCCGGACCCUCCAAGAGGCCCAGGAAGCUGCCAAGACCCUCAACAUUCCCUUUUUUACCAACAAAAUCGACGACGUCCUACUAAAAAAGGACGUGGACUUAAUCUUUGUCCUAUGCUCGCCGAAUUUGCACGCUCAAAUCUCCGUUAAGGCUUUAGGAAUUGGAAAACAUGUAGUUUGCGAUAAACCAGCCGGACUAAACCAGGCCGAUGCUUUGAAAAUGGUCAGGGCUGGGCAGUAUUAUCCUUCGCUUAUUUCGCUUAUAAAUCACUCAUUUAGAUUUUUGCCAGCUUUUGUGCAACUGAAAAAAAAAUUGGAGGAAAAUUAUUUAGGCUCACCCAUGACUCUUAUUGAUAUAAGAAUCCAAACAGGCUCUUUAUUCACUGAGGUUGAUUGUUUUGAUUGGAAAUGUGAUGGAAUGAUGGGAGGUGGAACCCUAAACUUAGUUGGUAGUCACAUAAUAGAUUUAGUAACUUUUCUAACUGGAGAAAGGGCUGUAAGGGUGCACGGAGUUGUAAGGACCUUCACAAAACACACAGACACAGUUAAAGGUAUUAGGCAAAUAACAGCUCCAGAUUUUUGCGCAUUCCAGAUGGAACUCGCAAAUGAGGUCCUGGUAACUGUUUCAAUUAACAGUCACACAAUUGGCAGUACUUUUCAACAAGAAGUGACUGUUUGUAGUAGUACUGGGCAUUUAGCAGUCAGAAAUGGAGAUUUAUUUGGCAGGAAAGAUAAAAAUACUGAAGAAGUAAUUUAUUUGGAUGUUGAAGACUUAAAAUGUCCAGUUCCAAAUUCAACUCUGCCUAAAACGUUUAUUAAAGGUUUGUGUAAAAUGGUUGCUGCUUUAAGGGAGGCCUUUUUGCCUGUUAAUGAUCAAGCUGGUUGGAUCAAGGAGCCUGUUUCUAGUGCAGCAAACUUUGAAGAUGGUUUGUACGUUCAAGCAGUACUUGGUGCAAUUAAACAAUCUUCACAGACAAGGCAAUGGGUUAAAUUGAGCAUUAUGACUGAGCAACCUGAUAAAAAUGAAUUGUUGAGUGCUGUAGUCAGGAGAACAGCUAUUUCAAUGUCCUAAACAAUAUAAUAAAACUAUUUUUUUUAUAUAUAAAUUUAAUUAAUAAAAAGACACUUAAUAGUAAUUAACAAAUGUAUAAGCCAAAUUAAUUAUCUACUCCUAAUUGUAUCACUACGACGAUAAAAUAGCAAAUAGGGUACCCUGGUUCCUUGAGGAUUUAACACAUCCUCUUCUAGAACCUAAAAAGAUUUAUUUAGAUUGGUUUCAAGAAAAAUUGUGUUAUUACUUACUGGUUUAACUGAGGCAUCGUCAUACCUCAGCCAACUACUGUAGCCCACAUGAAAAGCAUCAGUGACAUAAUGUCCUUUAGUUGCUUCUUUUCCUUCAUGAUAAACAAUGGCAAAUAGUUUGUAUUGUUUUUCUUUAGCGCUGGUUGUCUUUGAAGACAAAAGU